AUGGUGCGUGUGAUGAGCUUGAGUGGUGCGGAGAUCAUGAGCCGGACAGAGGUGCUGCAACUGGAAGAGCUUUGGACAGAGGCCUGGGAGAGCUUUGCGACUGGGGAGUCGUGGCAAGCUGUGGCUGCCGCCCUGGGCCACCAUUGCCGGCUGCUUCGUGGCGGAGAGGAGUUGACCGACGCCAUGACGGAGAUCGCGGUGGAGGACGAGCUCACCGCGAUCAUCUGCAGCAUCGAGCCGUGGAUGAAGAUGUUGGGUCUUCUGCAGGAGGAUGGCACUCCCUUCUCAGAGGCUUACAGUCGAGGAGACUUGGAGACCAUGGCGCUGAAACUGGGACGUGCAAUCCUUUCGAUCGCCUGUUGCCACGGGCGCGUUGGGCAUUUGGAGGGCUACCUCUCUGUCGAUUGGCCUUUUGGCACUGCCAUGCCCAAAGCCUUUGCGGAGAGCACACGGCGCAAAAGAGAAGGCGAACUCCUGUUGACCCCUGACCGUGAGAUCUUACCUGCUGGCGCUCGGCUUCGGAUCUCGUGCGCUGAAGGGACUCACGGAGAGGAAAGUGUCAGGACCCUGUCCAAAGCGAUGACACUGCAGGACCUCCUCGAGCUCCAGCGCCGCAAUCCGCUGGACCGUGAAGAGAUGAUCAAGCUCUUGGCCUCUCCCAAGGCCGUGGAGUGCCAGGCGGAGGAAGUGCAUCGCUUGGUCAAGGUCGUGGACUUCGAGCCGCCCGAGGUGCACUUGCAGCUUGCCUAUGAAUUCUGCAGAGAGGAUGACUUUUGUUGA
Durusdinium trenchii is the source of this 780-nucleotide messenger RNA. Lineage: Eukaryota; Dinophyceae; Suessiales; Symbiodiniaceae. The record is from the annotation of a GenBank genome assembly.